AUGAAUCUGACCGACAUCGCACGCAUGUCCGAGCGUGAAGCCAUUGAGUUUCUGGUGGUGGAAGGUGUUCUGCAAAAUCCUCAUUGUCGCGAUCACAGCCACGCCAAGAUGCGGCUGAUAAAGAAACAAAAGGAUCGGUACCGUUGGGAAUGUGCGCCGUGCAUCUAUUCGAAGCGCGGUGGUGGCAUGCACGCGGUGAGGGAUGCGAAUUGGCUCCAAGACUCGCGCCUCCCCAUCAAAUCCGUGCUGCUCUUGGUCUAUCUCUGGAGUACCGGUCUCUCGUCCGUGCAACAAUUGUCCAAGGAGAUGGGCGACGUUGCCGCCACCACCGUGAUAGAUUGGUGCCGCUAUUUGCGAGAUGUUUGCGGCUGGGCUACCAGUGAACGUUUGAAGGAAAGCCGCAUCGGCGGCCCCGGAACCAUUUGUGAACUAGACGAAACCGUGAUGUCGCGCAGGAAAUAUCAUCGGGGUCGUAUCGUAAAAGCUCGUUGGCUUUUUGGAGGCAUCUGCCGCGAAACGAAGGAGAUGUUUGCUGUACUUGUCCCAGAUCGUCGCGCCGAGACCCUGAUGAGCAGCAUCACCGCCCACAUUGCGCCUGGCACCACGAUCAUUACGGACGGUUUUGCCUCUUACAAGGGUCUGGCCGACCACCCUGACUAUAACUGGCAAUGGGUGAACCACAAAGAGAAUUUCGUGAAACCUGGCCAUCCCCAAGUGCACACGCAGACAGUUGAGCGCAUGUGGCGUCCCUUGAAGGACGCUGUGCGAUCUCGUCACGGCACGGAUGAGGGACAGGUGGAAUCUUAUGUGGCGGAAGGGAUCUGGCGACAACUACACGGCAACGAUGAUGCAUUUAAAGCCAUUCUCGCGGAUAUUGCUUUUUUUUGGCCGCCCGGAACCGAUAUUGAUAGUGUUCCAUUCUAUGCCGAAGAA
Molecule: messenger RNA, 933 nt
Organism: Mesorhabditis spiculigera
Lineage: Eukaryota; Metazoa; Nematoda; Chromadorea; Rhabditida; Rhabditidae
Source: the annotation of a GenBank genome assembly